CAACCAGUGGUACCAGAAUAUUACAAAUGUUACACUAAUCUAACUUAUUUUUUAAUCAACCAAAACUAAUCAUUUACUUAUGAUGCUUUUGCCAAUUACUUUCCAGGCUGAAAACUGUGCUAAAUGAAACUUGAUUACAAAUAACAGCAAAAAACAAAGAAUUAGUCAUUAAGGAUAAGAAACUUUUUUUCUCUAAUAAACAAGUGUAUAAAACCGUCGUUUUUGGCUGUUAAGGGUCCCCGUUUUGAGUCGUAAUUGUCAUGAUGUCAUAUUUCGGGUUGUGGAAAUGGGUGUGGCCUUGUGGUUUCCUUGUGUACUCUGGAACUGUGUGAGUCCUGAGCAGCUAUGGAUUUUGAAUCCAAGGAAAAUUUUGAAAAAGCUAGAUCCAGAUAAACAGACUUUGCCUACUGAGUCUGAAUCUCUGGUAUCUCCCACACAAGAGGUUUUAGUCAGAGCAGAUCUCGGUGUAUCUUUAGAGAAGCUAUCUGAAUGUUGGAUCUGUUAUGACUCUGAAAGACAGGAUGUAGGGCCUUUGAUCCAGCCAUGCCUCUGUAAAGGGGAUGUGUCUGUAGUUCAUCAUGACUGCUUGAAGAAGUGGCUGGUUCAGUCUUCAGAAAACCCAGACAACACAAGAUGCAAAGUUUGUAAAGAAGAGUACAAGCUUGAACAAGGGACUAUCUGGUUGCCUAGAGGACUCACUAAAACUCAUUGGCUUAAAACAGCUUGUUUAGUCUCUGUCAUGUGUAGCACCGUCGGAGGAGCUUGUCUAGUGGUACAGAUGUUUAACGAUGUUGCCAUUCGAACAGCGACAGUUGGAGGAUCACUACUAAUUGAAUGCGUGUGCCUAAGGCUCCUUGGAUUCAGUUUUUUGACUGCUUACCACCGAGCAAAGAUUUCAACAGUUAGUAUCCUUGGAAAUAAGCCAGCAGCUAUUCCUACAGUGUUGGGUGUAAAGACCAAACUUGUCAUUCCAGCCGAGCCACAAUGCAGCACCGAGAUGGGUACAUCUGAUGAAAAGACUUCUCUUGCUGUUCUAACAAAUCCAAAGGAUGUUGAUGUUGCUAUAGAAACAGAAAUAUAGUAAUCCUGCUGAGAACCAGUGAAAGAAACUAAUUCAAGUGUCCAUAAUUGGUUAAAUUGGGCUGUCUUAACUCAUUUGAGAUGAGCUGAAGGCUAUAUAUAUAUAUAAUACUGUAAUAGAAGAGAGUUAAAAGUACAUUAAUUUCAAUAUGUACAUCAGAAAGAAUGUAAUAUUUAGCAUAAAUUGGUGGCCAAGCUAGAGAUGUUGGUUAAUUUCUAUUCAAUAUUUAUUGUGAAACCUAUUGUAUUUCUGAAUCGAUCACAAGCAUUUAUUUAUGUGUGAAAUCAAAAGAAUAUGCACAAGGCUAAGAAAAGUAUUGUUCAUUUUAGACAUUAUGGGAACUGACUAGAGAUUCUUUCUCACAUUUUCAUGUAUUCUUCUGGGAUUUACUGACUAUUUCAUGGCGAGUGUCAAGUGCUGGUGAAUGGGAAACACUCGAGAAGUACCUUAAUUGUUCAGAAAGUGUUAUUAAAAUCAGUUUUUCGUCAUUACGCUGUAUACAAGUUUUUUCUUUACAGAGUAAUUUAAUCUUCUCUAUUUAAGCUUUUUUUUUGUUGGGAUUUUAAAAAUAUAUAGAGAAAAGCUGGGGAUUUUCUAAAAAGAAUUAUUAAUCUUGACUUUCUAUUUUGGUGUUCUUUCUAAUGUACAAAGCAUUUAUAAUAUAUUGUUACGUUUGCAUGAACGUUUAUAACAGUUUCAUACAUCCAUUGUUGCACUGUAAGAUUUACAAUACUGUUAACAGAAUGUGUUUACUUUGACUCUUAAGUUCAUACAAUAUAAGUAUGUCAGGUGGGAAGGGGGGGUGUACAACCAUUACAGCAGUAUUGAUAGAUUAUGUAUUAAAAGGGUUACAUUGAGUUAUGAUCACGCAUCCUUGUUGAUCCCCAACUUAUAGUUUGUUACUGCAUACUAAAUCCAAACUUAAAUUGCUGUAAUGUUUUUUAGUGUAAAAUUAAGAAUUGAUAAAGGGUUUUUGAAAUUAAAAACUACUAUAUAAUUAUCGUCACUGAAAGACCUUAAUUUUUACAUAAGAAAUCAUAUCAUUUCUUUUUUUAAAUAAAGUGUGAUAAACUUGUUCAUUGUUUAACGUGAAAAGAAUAAAAUUUUGAUCCUAUCAAAUAUAUACAUUGAGACAGUGAUUUUAUGAAAAAUAUGAAGUGUUAGUGAUUCAUGCCGCAUGAAAAGAUAACCAGUAGUGAACUAAGAAGGAAUACUCUGUAUAUAUGUUCUUAUAAAUUACACAAGUUUCAUAGUAUGCAUCACAAAAUAUAUUAGUUUUAAAGUCAUCAUGUUAUAUACUGUUUAGAACAAGUAUUUUUUAUAUUUUGUGUAAAAUUAAAAUAUAUAUCAAUAUAUAUAUAUAAGAUUUUAUACUUAUAUAGUUGGUAUUGCUCAGUGUAGUUGUAGCUAUUUGCUGGUUUUUCGGUGUAAACAAGGCCAAUGGAAUUAAAACUAUUGUUUUAAAAUAGUGUUGUCAACAUGAAAGUUCAAUUAGGAAACUUUUUGGUUGGGUCCAAGAGAUAUUGAAUUUGAAUAAUAUGAUAUUCCCAGACAGUAAAAGUUGUACAUUAAAGUAUAAGAUACAAGACACUCAAAAGAGUUAUCUUUUGUCAUCUCUGUAGUUGUAAAUGUUUUAACUAUCCAAGUAAUUUAUGAAAUUUGUCUGAUAAACGCAGAACUUAAGAAUCAAGAUGAAGGAAGUGUUAGUAGCUUGCGACAAGUCAUCAAAUAAGUAUACUCUUUACAAGUACAAUAAAAGAUGUUUAGUUUUUAUAAAGACAAGUAGGGAUCGAUAUAUACCUAACCUAGCUAGUUAUGGUAAUAUAGAAAGUUUAAUGCUACAAAAACUGAGUUACUUAAAUUUUGCCCUACUUUGCCAAAUCACUGUAAUUAUCUUAGUCUAAGCCAGAGUAGGGAUAAUUUGUUUUUAAGUUUAAGUAAUUUA
Molecule: messenger RNA, 3026 nt
Organism: Limulus polyphemus (Atlantic horseshoe crab)
Lineage: Eukaryota; Metazoa; Arthropoda; Merostomata; Xiphosura; Limulidae
Exons: 7
Coding region: 287-1081 (264 amino acids)
Molecular function (GO): zinc ion binding
Source: RefSeq, a predicted model, not a curated record